Molecule: messenger RNA, 2313 nt
Organism: Capronia epimyces CBS 606.96
Lineage: Eukaryota; Fungi; Ascomycota; Eurotiomycetes; Chaetothyriales; Herpotrichiellaceae
Exons: 1
Coding region: 1-2313 (770 amino acids)
Source: RefSeq, a predicted model, not a curated record
AUGGAACACCUCUUCUUCAGUCCCACCGAGCAAGCAAUGGCCAUUGAAAGUAACGCAGCUUUCCUUGCCGAGGUUCACGAUCGAGACUGGAGUGCUUCACUUGCUUCCAAUCAGGACUUGAUGCCACAUAUCGCACCAACUACGCCAUGGCUGGGGUUCGACCACCAAAGAGAAAGGGACAAGGAAUGGAUACCCAUUCAACGUGACCUGAAUCAAUAUCCUGUCGUAAGAGGCUGGACUAUACUGCAAGCAUGGGAUCGUGGAGAUCUACGGAAAGCCCACCCUUCAUUACGGGACCCGACUUUGUCACCAUGCGAUGUUGGAGAACGUGUGGCUUCCAUGAUACAAAGUUGGCUCUACUUUGGGCUUAUCGAAGCGAUCGUUGGAGACUGGGUUGAUGUCAGCUAUCUUGCCAGACCGGACAGCAGCGGACGCAUGCUACUCUAUUCCCGUAAUCUAGUUUACCUCAUGUAUGCGUGGCUAAGGAGACUACAAGAACUAACCGCAGAGUCAAGAGCAAUAGCAUUGCAUAAUGCACAUGCUAACCUGAUGACCGUGGCGACCUGCAUCCAGAAGCUGCUGGCGUGGUCCGACCCAGGCACCGCCGAGGAGCAGUGGACCAGAUCCAACUUCCCAGGCUACAUUGAAAGGAUUUAUGAAGUCACCCCGGCUGUUAUCAGACUGACAGAUGCUAUCGGAGCAACCCGCGAUCGCAUUGCCGGCGAAUCAGGGAUUCGAGUGUUCGCAAUAGCCGGACUUGCUGAAGCUUAUCUGGAUCGCAACGCCCGCUUGCGAGCUCGAGGCUGGUGUCCAUUUCUCAUUGCUUGCUGUUUGCAUGAUAUGAACGAUUCGGUCAUUGACUGGCUAGACGCAGCACAAAGAGCCAACCCAACUGGCCGACAUGACGAAUGCACGCAUGCCGCCUGCACUGCCAACAACGUCGAUGUAGCACGCUAUCAGAUGCAGCAUUGUACCGCCGACUGUACGUGUCACCCGAUUCGACCAAACGUCGACGAUGUUAUACGAGCCAUUGAAAAUGAUACCAUUCCGACCGUUCGUUUAACGAAGACGGCUAGUGGUAUCAAACUGCAAACUGAAGCUACCUGCCGUGCUGAUGACGAAUUUGUUGUCUUCUCACAUGUUUGGGCGGAUGGACUUGGCAGUACUGCCGAGAAGGGCAUCUAUGAGUGUCAGGCGCUGAGGCUUGCAGAGAUAGCCGAGGAAGCAAAGCCUGGCUGCCCUUGGUGGAUUGAUUCGUUGAUGGUGCCUGAGAGGUCUCCAUAUCGGUAUAUGGCGAUCAGAAAACUGAGGGACGUAUACACGAACGCCACCAAAGUUGUGGUCAUCGACAAGAGUCUAUCACAAGUCCGCAAUGAUGACACCGCUGAGAUCGUCCUCUGGUCUAUUGUGUCGUCUUCCUGGGCCCAGAGGUUGUGGACUUUCCAGGAAUCUUUUCUGCCCACGUAUAUUGACAUCCUGUUUAAAGAUGGACUGAGAUCGUUUGAGCCAGCCGCACUUCCCCGGUCUUUGUUGCCGCCUGUGAUCCAAGUAGUGUGGAGGAUUCUUUAUGACCGAGUCGGAGCUCUCAGGCCCAAUAGAGCACAGCAACUCACACGCAGGACCAACCUUGGCGAGAUCCUCGCAGCUAUGAACUGGCGCACAACCAGCCGGAGGUCUGACGAAACUUUGGCAGCCGCCGCACUCCUCGACUUCGAUCCCUGGAGCCUCCCUGAGGAUGAGCAAGACUCCGAGGGAAGAAUGGAGAGAUUGCUUCUGCUUGUCAGCGACCUUCCGGACGACAUAAUCUUCUUCACAUGCCCCAAACUGAGACGCAAACCUUUUCGAUGGGCGCCCGCCACAUUGAUGGCACGCUCUCCAACAAUGGUCGACAUCAGCCACGAUCACCAGAGGGCCAAGUGUACAGCGGAAGGUCUUCUAACAAGACAACGUUUCCUAGAGUUUGCAGAUUCGCAGAUGGGUCAAGACGGUUUGCAAUACUGGUUCAGAGAUCCUGAGACACUGGAAAUCUACGGUGUUUACUGGGAUCCGGAGACGAAGAACAACCCUGGUAUGUUCAACGCCGUGGUCGUACGCCCAAUCGAGGACGACCAAUAUGUGCAGCCUGAGAUGAAUCAGGUCGUGGAGGGUGUGGCACUUUUCUUAGGGGCAGAAGGGGGAGACCUAGGCGAGGAUGUGUCGCAAGCCGCAUAUAUCGGAAGAGUAACCAUAUUUCAGGGUGACGAAAACGACGUGCCUGAAGGCACGGCGUUUAUCAUGACGAGUUGGAAGACGGAAAUGUUGUGUAUAACAUGA